Molecule: messenger RNA, 1512 nt
Organism: Mugil cephalus (flathead mullet)
Lineage: Eukaryota; Metazoa; Chordata; Actinopteri; Mugiliformes; Mugilidae
Gene: isca2
Product: iron-sulfur cluster assembly 2
Exons: 4
Coding region: 102-632 (176 amino acids)
Biological process (GO): iron-sulfur cluster assembly
Cellular component (GO): mitochondrion
Molecular function (GO): 4 iron, 4 sulfur cluster binding; iron ion binding; 2 iron, 2 sulfur cluster binding
Source: RefSeq, a predicted model, not a curated record
AUGUGGGCGUGACAAUUAUUUGAUUGACAUGUAAUUUAGCCAAUGAGAUUGUGUUUGCGGUCGAGGGGCGGAGUGAAACAUUUGAGUAUCUGUUAUGGAAGAUGUCACUCGUUAGAGGAGCUAUGAUAACUGCGUCAAAGUCAAAACUAUUGAGCCUCGCUAGGGCUUCUACUCUUCUGCACAACAUCAAUGUGAGUGGACAAUUACGCCGGCUUCCUCAAAGCUCCCAGCCCGUGUUCACCGCGGGGCUUCGGGGCUUCAGCGACGCUUCUGUCCAGAGGGAGCCCGAGGUGUCCGGUCCAUCUGAGGAUAAAGUGAGCCUCACUGAGUCAUGUGUGAAGAGACUAGGGGAGAUCAUGGAGAAGGGCGAGUACCUGAGAAUACAUGUGGAGGGAGGAGGAUGCUCCGGGUUCCAGUACAAGUUUUCUGUUGAUAGCAACAGGAAUGAAGACGACAGAGUGUUUGAGCAGGGAGGAGUGGGCAUCAUCGUGGACCAGGACAGCCUGGAGUACGUGAAGGGAGCCACCGUGGACUUCACCCAGGAGCUGAUCCGCUCCACCUUCCUGGUGCUCAAGAAUCCGCAAGCCGAUCACGGCUGCUCCUGCGGCAGCUCCUUCUCUGUCAAGUUAUGAUCUCGUCUCCGUUCCUCAUACUAUUACGCAAUACUCUGACUUAACAGCUCAUUGGGUGCACGUGUACAAAACAUCAACAAAUAUUAGAGAUAUUUUACAAAUUCUGUGCAGUGUAAUGCAUCCUCACUAGACCUGUCAUAUACUGGUCUCAGCAAACAUAUUAUCUGAUAUGUGUUGAGAAUACAUACACACAUAUAUAUAUAUGUGUGUAUACAAAACAUAAUGCUGAAAAAUUUGAUUAUUUAGAAGUGGUGGUGGUGAGUUGGAGUCAGGCCGUGGCUCCACUAAGCCACUAACUGGUUUGUGCAAUAUGUUGUUACAUAAAAAGAAACAUGGACCCAUUCAUUCCUCUUUUCAAGAUGGCUCUAACAUAACUCUCACUUCACUCAUGAUUACUACCUCUGUUUGCUUUAUUAGUGAGGUUCAACAAUCCAGCGAUCAAGUAUCAGUUGUUUUCUAACUCUAAAUAGUUCAUCUUAAACCAUUAACAUAGAGAGGAGAUUACUGCAUGUGUACCUAAUAAGCUGGUAACUCAGAGUAUUUGCUCUGCAUCUCUGAUAUGUUGAAUUCUGAAUUUAAUUCUCUACUAUUUAUCGACUCAAAACUGGUAGACAAUAAUUGUAUUUUCUUUUUCUGGUGUGAGAAUGACUGAGCAGCAGAUAUCUUCAUUAAUCAGUUUGCUACUGUUAUAAGAUAUAUAGAGUAUUCAGUGCAUUUACAGUUCACAGUGGUCAGUUCGUGUAACGUACUCCUACAUAAGAAAGGCUCACUUGAAUUGUUUUGAGUAUUCAGUGCUUAGAUUUGCCUUUAUGUGUAAAAUAUGUAAAUAUAAAGUAUUAAGUGAUAUUUGUUGCAUCAGGAAUAAAUUAAUUGAAUUUAA